Molecule: messenger RNA, 708 nt
Organism: Castor canadensis (American beaver)
Lineage: Eukaryota; Metazoa; Chordata; Mammalia; Rodentia; Castoridae
Source: RefSeq, a predicted model, not a curated record
AUGGAUUGUGUAGCCAGAGAAGAACCCUAUGGGAAGGUUGUUAACAUACUAGGUUGGAGACAUACAAUAAAAUACAAAGUUUUCUCCAGUAAGCUCCAGACUGAUGGUGACAGAGAUCUAACAUCACAGCAAGGACACAUGGACAAACCACAUGACUCCAGAGACCAAGAAGAUUACCUUCUCAGAUUUUCCCUGGAAAAUCUCAAUGUUAAUAUUAAAGUAUUUGCACAGGCUAAAGGAAUCAACUCUCAUGUUCUUAAGGCUUUGGACUUUCUUCUUGUGUGUGUUCUCAAGAGAAAUCUUGUUUGUUCAUGGUGGUACUCAAAACUGAAUUGUCCUUUCCAUCUUGGGACCUGCAGACUGGCUCCUGCAAAGAAAGGUGGAGAGAAGAAGAAGGGCCGUUCUGCCAUCAAGGAAGUGGUGACCCAAGAAUGCAAGCGGAUCCAUGGAGUGGGCUUUAAGAAGCGUGCCCCUCGGGCACUCAAAGAGAUCUGGAAAUUUGCUGUGAAGGAGAUGGGGACUCCAGAUGUGCACAUUGAUACCAGGCUCAACAAAACUGUCUGGGCCAAAGGAAUAAGUAAUGUCCCAUAUCCUAUCUGUAUGUGGUUAUCCAGAAAAAGGAAUGAGGAUGAAGACUCACCAAACAAGCUCUAUACUUUGGUGACCUAUGUUCAUGUUACCACAUUCAAAAAUUUGCAGUCAAUGUGA